AUGAAACGUGGUAGAGCUUCUGUAAAUAUGGGUAACCUCAACCGCAACCGAAGAAAGGAGAUUGCGAGGAAUCAUCCAAGCUCACACAAAGGUAAGGGACGGGCCAGGUCUUCAUCUCAAACCCGAGAUGAUUUUGAUGCGGAUUACAACCGGAGAGAUGUGGAUGCGAUGUCCGAUGAGCAACUAGCACAACUAUUGCAACAACAUCAAGGACGCUUUUUCCCUCAAGACAUCCCGAUCAUUGAGGAAAAAGAGCCUGAGGAUGAUGAUGCGGAUGAGGGGGAUCCGCAAACGGUCGAGGACGAGGUUCACGGCACACCAAACGAUGAGGAAGAGCAAGCGGAAGAGGUUGGUUCUUCCCAAGGCGGUGAUAAAGUUGAAUCUGUCUUUAAGGCCAAUUUUACAAAGACCAAAGACCUCAAAACCGAGAUAUGGUACACCGCUUGCAAGCAUUGCCCAAAAAGAGAACUAGACAUUGUAUACGUCUCUUUUUUAAUUUUUUUUUUAAAAUAAGUCAUAUUUUUAUGUUUUAAAUUUAAUUUAGUAAUAUUCAUGAAAAAGGCAUAUUUCUAUGAUAGUGAUGUUUCAUUGUUGCUUAGUCUCGAUAGUUCUUAUACUUUUUUGUAUCCUACACUUUAUUUUUAUUAAGAGAACAUACCUCAAUUGCACCUCAUAAGACAUUUAAACGAUACAUACAAAAAAGGAAUGAGUUAACAUACAUAAGUUUUGAAAACAAAACAAACUUUAAAUUUAUUUUUAUAGACAAAGACUGUGUUCUUCAUAUUUUAUGCUUAAUUGUUAAAAAAAUAACGGUAAAUUUAUGUUUGUUGACAUAUAGUUCAAGUUUAAAUUUAUCAUUCUCCUUUUUUUUUAAAAUUUGUUCCCCUACUAUCUCCG
Cuscuta europaea is the source of this 897-nucleotide messenger RNA. Lineage: Eukaryota; Viridiplantae; Streptophyta; Magnoliopsida; Solanales; Convolvulaceae. The record is from the annotation of a GenBank genome assembly.